GAAGAAUUAGUGAAGGUGGGGGACAAGGGGUGGUGCUCCCUGAUUCUGAUUGUUUGCCGCCCACUGAGCCGGUCUCAUGCUUUCUGCAUGACCAGGCUUUGUAUCUGAGGCAUGUGCACAUUUGUGCCCUUUGUGCUUGCGCCCCCGGCGGCCAGCCUACCAGGCCCACAGAGCCUCUUUUCACUUUUCGUUCAACGUUUGCGCUCCAAAUGCCGUCGUACGGCCGGCCUUGGCACCUUCUUCUUCUUUCUUCUUCCUGCAGAGCUGAGCACCUGAAGGAGGCCAAGAGCACUCUUUUUGCGUUCAUGGGGGAUUGAGAAGUGCAUGACAUGCCUAGUCACUGAUAAUGCUGCCAAUAUGAUAGCCUGUGCACAACUUUUACAGGCUGAUAGUUGGCCUCUUUAGAUCUAGUGCCAAAGCGAAGCAGAAGCUCUCAGACAUCGAGGAGCGAAUGGGAAAACCAGUGAUUAAAUGAAUCCAGCAAAUAGAGAUGAGAUGGAGCAGCACCUAUUCAGUGUUUGAGCGUCUGUUGGAGCAGCGUGAGGCAGUGGCAGCAGCUUUGGCCAGCUUGAACACGACCUUAACUCCCUGAAACAGUGCUGACAGUGAAAUGGUGAGUGAGUGCCUUCAUGUUCUUGCUGUGUUUAAUGAAGCAACUGUGGAACUGUCCUCUGAAAAGAGGGUUUCUGCCUCAAAAAUAAUACCCUUAGUCGCAAGAUUCUGGAACGGCGUGAAAGGUUAACUUCAGUAUGCAGUAACCUUCACAAGAACUUCAGAGAGCGAUGUGGGGUGGAGGUUGUGAGGGUCCUAGCCGUCUCAACUGUGCUGGAUCCUUGGUUCAGAGUUCUGCCAUUUGGAUCUCCAGACAAUGCAGAAAAAGCCGUGAAGGCUUUGACAGCUGAGUGUUGUGCUGUCGUUCGAGCAGCCUCUCAUGAACAAGCAAGCGCUUGUGAGCCCUCGACAUCAACACCACCAGGGCCACAUGCCAGUGAGCACACGGAGGAGAGCCUGUGGGAUGAUGUUGAUAACCUGGUAGGGGAGACGUCACAGAGGCAGAGUGCCAUUGCUGAUGCUACUGUUGAGGUUCAGCGCUCUAUCUCAGCGCCAUAUCUACCAAGAAGAGAAGAUCCAUUGGAUUUUUGGAACCAGCAUGCAGUUGUGUUCCCUCACCUUUUCGAGUUGGCCAAGGCAUCUCUCUCCAUUCCGGCCACAUUAGUCCCUUGUGAGAUAAUCUUCUCAAAAGCAGGAGAAAUUUUAAUCAAGAGAAGAAACCGUCUCAGUCCAAGUACUGUUAAACAAAUAGUUUUUCUUAAUAAAAAUACUUGAAUGUACACAAGUGCCCCCUACAAACACUGAGCGAUUGAGGAGAAAAUAUCCUUUCAUACAAAUAAUACUAUUAACCCAAACAAUCACAAAAAUUAGGAGACAAAAAGACACAAAAAAUAGCAAUUCCACUCCACAUAACAGUCUUUUGAUUAAAGUGAUAUUCUUACCAGUAACAAUAGAGGACAAACCUGAUUUAUGUAAUGUGGGUUUAAACAAAGCAUUUAAGUCAUCAAGUUAUAUUGAAAAAUUAUGUAUUUCAAAGGUAAUAUUAAAAAUGGACCAAGAAUCAACAGCAAAAAGCUCAUUUGUAUUUCUAUACAUAUUUGGGAGGUGGGGGGGUUAUUCACUUUGAGAGAUGUUUCGAAUGUUCCAAAAUCGAUUCUUUUUCUGAAUCACUUGUUCCAAAUGAUUUGAUCGUUUCAGUGUUCCAAUAUCUGCCAUCCCUACCACUUGACGGUUGUUGGUGGCGUCUCCUCCUCCCGUGGGCUUUUAAGGGAUGCCAUCAAGGACGAUGCAACAAAGAUUCCACUUCAAAGCCAUCAAAGGUGGGCCUUUAAGGGAUGCCAUUGAUGAUGAAACAAUGAUUCCACGUCAAAGCCAUCAAAGGUGUACAACAGGGUGCUGCCAUAAAGGAAUGAAAGGAAGGAAAGGACUGGUGUGUUGUCCUGGGAACAAACAAGAGAUGGAGCGCAUGGAAGAUGACAAGCCAAAGCAGAAGAAAGUCACCGUCUACCUGCUCUACUGCGUUUCCACCGCUGUCAUCGGCUCGCUGCAGUUUGGAUACAACACGGGAGUCAUCAAUGCACCUGAAAUGAAACUGCGUAGAUUCUUCCAGAACGUGUCUCUGGAGCGCUACAACAAACCCUUCACCCCGGGAGCCAACACCAUGGUGUGGAGUUUUGCAGUGGCCAUCUUUAGUGUGGGCGGCAUGGUGGGCUCCUUCUGUGUGGGAGCUAUGGUCAACAAAUUUGGCAGGAGGAGGUCUAUGCUGCUGGCAAACAUCCUGGCCCUGCUGGGCGGUGGCCUGAUGGGACUGUCCAGCCUGAGUCGCUCUUUCGAGAUGGUCAUCAUCGGCCGCUUGGUCAUCGGUGUAUUCUGCGGCCUGUGCACGGGACUGACGCCCAUGUACGUGGGAGAGAUCUCCCCAACCGCCCUCAGAGGAGCCUUUGGCACCCUGCACCAGCUGGGCGUGGUUGUUGGCAUCCUGGUGGCACAGAUCUUUGGUCUGGAGUCUCUUCUGGGCUCAGAGUCUCUGUGGCCUCUCCUCCUCGCCCUGACCGUCCUGCCUGCCAUCCUGCAGUCCAUCAUGCUGCCCUUCUGUCCUGAGAGCCCACGCUAUCUUCUCAUUGUCCUCAGCCACGAGGAGGAGGCCAGGAAAGCACUGGUGCGUCUGCGCGGCAGUGAAGACGUGAGCGAGGACAUUGAGGAGAUGAAGGAGGAAGGCAUGAGGAUGGCCAUGGAGAAGAAAGUCACCAUCCCGGAGCUUUUCCGCUCCCCCAACUACCGGCAGCCCAUCAUCAUCGCCAUCAUCCUGCAGCUCUCUCAGCAGCUGUCGGGCAUCAAUGCCGUCUUCUACUACUCCACGAGCAUCUUUGCCACCGCUGGCGUAAAUCAGCCAAUCUACGCCACCAUUGGCGCUGGCAUUGUCAACACAGUGUUCACUGUUGUAUCUCUCUUCUUGGUCGAGAGGGCGGGUCGAAGGACUUUACACCUGAUUGGAUUGGGUGGGAUGGCAGUUUCUGCCCUGGUUAUGACCAUCUCACUCUCUCUGGUGAAAACGAAUGCCUUGCUCAGCUACUUGGCAAUCGUGGCGGUCUUUGGCUUCGUGGCCAGCUUUGAGAUGGGUCCGGGCCCCAUCCCCUGGUUCAUUGUGGCCGAGCUCUUCUCCCAGGGCCCUCGACCCGCUGCCAUGGCCAUCUCUGGCUUCUCCAACUGGACCGCCAACUUCCUGGUGGGGCUAAGUUUUCCUAAACUGGAGGAACUCUGUGGUCCAUACGUCUUCAUCAUCUUCAUGGUGUUUCUCAUCCUUUUCUUCAUCUUCACUUUUCUGCGGGUGCCCGAGACCAAAGGGCGGACCUUUGACGAUAUCGCCCAAGGGUUCGCCGCCAAAUCCUCGCCCUCUCCUGCCCCUGAAGUGUCGGCGGUGGUGGUGGACCUGUCUGAUAGCAAAGAACCGACACCUCUGUCCCCUUCGGAAAAGAUCCCCAUGGUGGAUCUUCCCUCAGGGAAGCCAUGAGAGAGCAGCCUUGUGCUGUGAAUUGGAAAGCUUGUUCAAUCACAUAGAAGACUUUCCCCCCCAUGUCCUGCUUAACAGAAUAACCUUUCAAAGUUUGUUGAUGUUCCCGGCAUGCUGCCUCAUAAGAGGAUCAACAUGUUCAGUGUUAAGACCCCCCCCUCUUGCCCGCCAUCGGAAGGUUGCAGGAUUUCAGCUUUUAGGAAUUGGGGUCAAGCUCAGAAAGCCACUAAAGCUGACCUGCUGGUGACGGGGUUCUUGUUCCUCGUUCUCGUUUGCACGCGCGCGCACACACACACACACAGAAAACACUGCCCAUACACUUGACGAAAUAAAUUGACCUAAAUGUGCGUAUGAUUGUGAUGUUUGGACACAACUGUGGAAAGCGGAAAACACGCAGACUGCCUAUUCAAAAAAAUCAACAUUGAUUGUAUGACGAUUAGGAGUGCACGAUGAUCCUCAUCAAGAUGAAUAUGAGGGAAUUAUGACAUCAUACCGAUAAAUCCAUUAAAAACAGCUAUGAUAACAGAUCAUUAAAAAAAAACGCUCCAGUGAGGCGAGAUUACACGGAUUGUGGGGGUGAGCAAAUCAAGCGCUCCUUCCUUCUCCCGUCUGUGAUGUAAAGGGCCUGUCGUAACGUCCCCUGAGCCCGCUUGUAAACGAACCAUUCAUUUUCACAGGAAGGAUGUUGUGCCAAAUGCUCCGCAGUGAGGGGAAAAAAACCCCAUGGAGCACACAAAAACCUUGUGGCGUCACACCGACUGCUCGGAGCGUAUGCCCGAAUACAGUGCACCUUGGUGGGCCACAGCAGGUGGCUCCUCCUGCUCUAUAGUCUUGUUCUCCUGACCUCCGUAGCUGCACACCGACCGCUCGGAGCAUGUGCCCGAAUACAGUGCACCUUGCUGGGCAAAUAGCAGGUGUCAUGAUAUUUGGUCAACUCCCAAUUUGUUCCAGUCCUUUCAGUCCACACUUCCAGGUGUGCACAAAGGACAGUUCAGUCAAAAUUGAAAAAAAGAGUAGAUAUAAAUCGGUUAUCGGUUAUCAGUCUGGGAAAAAAGAUACCGUGCAUCUCUAAGGACAAUGAUGUCGUUUAUUAGCCCACUCAACACGCCCAUUUCAUCCUGAUGUGUUAAAACCACUAACAGCACACACUGGAACCUCCAAAGUCCAACCCAGCGUGGGAUUUUGUGGCUAAAUAUGCCUCAAAAGUCAAACAAAAGUGGCAGUUUAAGCCAUCAACUGUGCCGUAAAUAGAGGAUCUUUAACUACAGUAGUCUUUUUGCUGUAUUUCCUUAGAAACAGCAGUGUGUGCUCCUGUUAUAUAGGGGAUCUUUGGCUAGCGUUUUUGCAGUUGGUUCUUAAAAACAGCAGAGUGCUCCUGUUAUUAUAUAGAGGAUCUUUGACUGGUGUUUUUGCAAUAUGUUUUCCAAACAGCAGAGUGUACUUCUGUCAUAUAGAGGGUCUUUGACUAGUGUUUUUUUCCCAGUAUUUCCUUAAAAACACCAGAGUGCUUCUGUUAUAUAGAUGAUCUUUGACUUGUGUUUCUGCAGUAUUACAUUAAAACAGCAGCGUGUGCUCCUGUAAUGUAGCGCAUCUUUGACUCGUGUUCUUGCAGCUGGUCCUUAAAAACAGCAGUCUUCCUGUCAUAUAGAAGAUCUUUGUCAUGUGUUUUUGUAGUAAGUGCUUAAAAACAGCAGUGUGUGCUCUUGAAUAUAGAUGGUCUUUGACUUCUGUUUUUGCAUUAUUUUGAUAAAAAGUUUUUGCUUUGACAUAUAGAGGAUCUUUGACUAGUGUUUUUGCAGUAUUUACAUAACAACAGCAGUGUGUGCUCUGACAUAUAGAGGAUCUUUGACUAGUGUUUUUGCAGUAUUUACAUAACAACAGCAGUGUGUGCUCUGACAUAUAGAGGAUCUUUGACUAGUGUUUUUGCAGUAUUUACAUAAAAACAGCAGUGUGUGCUCUGACAUAGAGGAUCUUUGACUAGUGUUUUUGCAGUAUGGCCAUAAAAACGGAGUGCGCCCAUCAUAUAGAGCAGGGGCGUCAAACUCAUUUUCACCGUGGGCCACAUCGCAGUUAUGGUUAUCCUCAGAGGGCCACUUUUUAUCAUUCUAUUUUAGAAUUUUGUUAAUUAUUACAUACAUUUUUCAUUGAUAAAAAAGUCAUUUUAAAUUGGAUUUGACAACAAAAAAAAUAAGGUUUUCUGUCAAUAUUGACAACAAAUACAUUUAGCAAGAAAGAUUGUCUUUUUGAUUUAAAAAAUAUUUUUUAAAGUUGUUUUUGUUACUAAUAUUAAUUUUGUUUUUACUUUAAUAUAUUUUAUUAUUUAUUGUAAAUGUAACGGUAAAUGUUUAUAAAAUUAUUGUAAAAAUGAUUUAAAUAUUACAUUUUUUUAUAUUAUUGUAAAAAUAUUUUUAAUAUAUACAAAUUUUACUCAUUUAAAUACAUUUAUAUUAAAUAAAAAAUAUAUAAAA
This is a messenger RNA of Dunckerocampus dactyliophorus (ringed pipefish), 6030 nucleotides long. RefSeq names its product solute carrier family 2 member 3b (gene slc2a3b). Lineage: Eukaryota; Metazoa; Chordata; Actinopteri; Syngnathiformes; Syngnathidae. The transcript has 15 exons. Bases 1823 to 3562 code for a protein of 579 amino acids. Gene Ontology annotation, biological process: response to insulin; monosaccharide transmembrane transport. Gene Ontology annotation, molecular function: hexose transmembrane transporter activity. Gene Ontology annotation, cellular component: apical plasma membrane; basolateral plasma membrane. The record is from RefSeq and is a predicted model, not a curated record.